UUGACGCCGCGAGGAAAAGAAGAAAUGCUUGCUCCGUGGUAGAAAAAACUGUGAAAGUGUGACAGAAAAUCGUGGAAAUCGGGCUAGGAAAUACAAGUGCGUGAAUUAAGUGACUAUGUAUUGUUUAUAGAAGCGAAAUAUCUAAGAUUUUAGCGGUUUAACAAUGUUUUUGGCGUUUUUUGGUGCUAAAACGACGCCGUCGCACUCGCACUAGCUCGCUCUCUCUCUCGCUCUCACUCGCGGCAUCCCUGUCUCUCUCCCAAUUUACGAUUUUCCCUUGUGCUGGUCGUUCGUUAAGAUUGUUUACGAAUUGCAGUGUGUGAUAAAAGUGCAAAAACUGGCGAAAAGUACACAAAAUAAAAUGGAAUCUGUGAAUAAAUGUGGUAAAAACGCAGAUAAAACCAAUAUUAUAAUGAAAUUGAGCCGGAAAAUGUGGUUGCUUUCUCUGCUGACGCUGGCAGCGCUGCAACUGCGCCCUGGCAGCGAAGUAGCGGCUCAUCUGAAUGUUUUUCUAAAUCCCGUGGAAGUAAUGCGUUUAUUGGGUGUCUCUGCCGAGGUUUACUACGUUCGCGAAGGUCACAUAAACAACUACGCUCUGAAUUUUAUUGUACCGGUUCCGGCGAACGUCAAGGACAUUAGUUUCACCUGGCAAUCGCUGGCGGGUCGAGGACUUCCCUAUAGCAUCAAUGUGGUCAGUUCCGAUCAGGAAGUGCUGCCACGACCGGCGAUCAAUGUUUCGCACAGCGGGGAAAUCCCCACCAGCAUCCAGACCUGGUCCAUCGCCCUCAAGUGCAGCGGUCUAAAGGCAGCGGAGGUGGACGUGACUGUCAGUCUGGAAGUGGUGCUAAACCGAUCGCUUAACAAUGUAACUCACUUGGUUUUCCGGCGCAAGAAGAUUUGCCUUGUUAGUGAUAGUGCCGAGGAUCUGUCGGAGGAUAUGGAUGAUCCCCAGCUGCUGGAGACCGUGAUGUUGCCCCCCACAGGACUGAUUACCCUAGUGGUUGGUGUUUCUGUGGCCAUGGGAUCUGUGUGCCUGCUCCUGAUGAUUGCUUACUGUGUCAAGGGAGCGGCGAAUAAAAGACAGCAUCAUCAGCAUGGCGGUCAACCCAUGAGGACAUCGAGUUUUCAGAGACUGAAUACCCACCCGCCUUGCCAGUCCUCCAUGGGAUCGGCGGCAUACAUGACGCCCUCGAUUAUAGCCCCGAUUCAUGGCUCCUCAUUGCCCCGAAAAGUUCCCGUAUCCGUAGAGCAGCAACAUCCGGAGGAGUUGCAUCGCCGCAUUUCCGAGCUGACCGUAGAGCGCUGCAGGGUGCGUCUUUCGAGUCUUCUGCAGGAGGGAACCUUUGGGCGAGUUUAUCGCGGUACUUACAACGACAAUCAGGAUGUUCUGGUCAAAACGGUGGCCCAGCAUGCCAGCCAGAUGCAGGUUCUCCUCCUGCUGCAGGAAGGAAUGCUGCUCUAUGGCGCCUCUCAUCCCGGAAUUCUUUCUGUUCUUGGCGUUUCCAUAGAGGAUCACACCACACCAUUUGUCCUGUAUCCCGCUCUGAAUAAUACCCGCAAUCUUAAGCUGUUUUUACUGGAUCCGGCUUGUGCCCGCACGGUGACGACCAUCCAGAUUGUGAUGAUGGCCUCGCAACUUUCCAUGGCCCUGGACCAUCUGCACAGCCAUGGUGUUGUGCAUAAGGAUAUUGCCACGAGGAACUGUGUUAUUGACGAUCAGCUGCGUGUGAAGCUGUCUGACAGUUCGCUGUCUCGGGAUCUCUUCCCCUCGGACUACAACUGUCUGGGGGACAGCGAAAAUAGGCCUGUUAAAUGGAUGUCCCUGGAGGCACUACAACACAAACAGUUCUCCGAGGCCAGCGAUUCGUGGGCCUUUGGAGUUCUGAUGUGGGAGCUGUGCACUUCCGCCAAGCAACCAUAUGCCGAGGUGGAUCCCUUCGAGAUGGAACACUAUCUCAAGGAUGGCUAUCGACUGGCCCAACCCUUCAACUGCCCCGAUGAGCUGUUUACGAUCAUGGCCUAUUGUUGGGCUCUUUUACCUGGCGAGCGGCCUACCUUUGCCCAGCUGCAAUCUUGUCUCUCCGAAUUCUAUUCACAAAUCACGCGCUAUGUCUAGGACAUCAAGAGUAUCAACGUCAUCCACAAGGGGAUCGGCUCUUUUGAAGGGUCUCCGAGAUUUAACCCUAGUUAAAUAAAGUCCUGUAGCUUACUUUACUUUGUUAUAACGAGAUUUGCCAAAUCGAAUGUUUAGCCUAGCCCUGGCCCAUCAUCUGUACAUAUAGUUAACAUAUUCAACACUCUUUAAGUACUUAUCCUUAAGCUUAUUCUACGAUAAACUUGACUCUUACCACUUAGAUGAAAUAGUUCAGUUUGCACACUCCUCUCUCUAAUCCAUCAAAAAUAGCUAAAAACGAAAGCCGAAUCAAAUAUAGUGAUAUUUAUAAAUAGUAUUAGAUUUACCUUUAAGAUUACACAUACAUAUUUAUGAUGCAUAUAAUACAUGUUGUAUGUUUAGCAUUUUUGACAAUUUACCGUUUAUAUGAGAGACUAAAACAAGAUAUACAAAUAUAUAUACACACAUAUAUACACUCAUCUAUAUAUGCCAAAAC
Messenger RNA from Drosophila subpulchrella, 2609 nucleotides. RefSeq names its product tyrosine-protein kinase Dnt (gene dnt). NCBI's taxonomy places the organism in Eukaryota, Metazoa, Arthropoda, Insecta, Diptera, Drosophilidae. Gene Ontology annotation, molecular function: protein kinase activity; ATP binding. The coding region runs from base 362 to 2116 and encodes 584 amino acids. Gene Ontology annotation, biological process: axonogenesis; cell surface receptor protein tyrosine kinase signaling pathway; protein phosphorylation. The transcript is spliced from 4 exons. The record is from RefSeq and is a predicted model, not a curated record. Gene Ontology annotation, cellular component: signaling receptor complex.